CUCCAAGACUCACUCAGAGUGGGCUAUUAUGACCCUUUCAACUUGUACCCGGUGCUCCGGUCGGAAAUCGAGGCCAAAUUGCCCCUCACAAACUUGCACUGGAAAUCACAUCCAGCCAAGCCUCUCAAAUCCAUACUGCUGAUUCCAGUACAAUUUGUUGAGGAAGUCCCUAAAACUACAUCUGCAGAAACUGGAAACAGCAAAAAUGUCGCAACAGUCUAUAUUCGGUUAAUGUUUGUGAAAAUAGAUAAUGUUGAUGUGUACCGAUCACAAGUUCGACCAUUGAUUCGAGAAUGGUUGAAAAACCUAGUUGUUAAUUCCCACGUAGAAUGGAUGGUAGUUUUGUAUAUUCCACCUACUUCAAAAGAUAAAAAUCUGACGAUUAUCAAGACGUCGAGCUUUGACAAACUCAAGAUCGACUUUGGUGACGAAGGCAAGGAGCUACCGUCGGUAUUUGCAGAAUCAGCUACUUUUUCUCUGGGUCCCCGGUGCUUCAAAUUGAAGCCGGAAUCCGACUCUUCUAAACAGAACCCGUUUGUGGAGUUUGCAGUAGUGUUGAAAGAUCAUAUGGUAGCGUCGUUUGAUGAAAGCUAUCAUCGAUUCAGCGACAGUUUAGCUGGAUACAAGGAUUUGACUAUCGAUAAGUUCCGGACCCGUCUUGCUUUGGCUGAUCUCUUGUACGACAUGAGACUCUUCCAGGACUCUCUCGAUGUAUAUAAAGAACUUGAUGACGAUUUGAAUGCUCUUUAUGCGAUCGAUAGCUCUAUCUUCGAUGUACACUUGCGUAAGUUACCGAAAUCGUUGGACAAAUUCAAGUUCGAUGACUGGGUUGACGAGCUCCAGUUGUCCUUCCACAGUAAUACUAAGAUUAACUUGUUUGGAGCCAAAUGCUUGCUCUUCAAGAACCAGUCGGUAUUGUUUCAAUCUCUUGCAAGCCAUGCUUCGACAGUAUCCAUUUCUGCUAUCUACAUCUCAAAUCUAUACCAAAAACUAAAUUACUUUCUCAAUGAUCUUUGCAAUACAUUUGAAGGUUCUUCGUUGGAUGAGUUUGCUUACUGCAUAGUGGACGACUUCUUGAAUUUACCAGUUGCUGUCAGAUUGAUAGAAAACAAAAGUAGUAGCACAGACGACCCUACAAACGCGUACCAAUUGCAUGAAAUAUUGGAAUUCAAGGGAGAACUCAAGAUGUUCCAACGUUCAAAGAUUGUCAGAAUUGCAUUGUCUAAGGGAUAUAGACUAGACGGUCCUGAAUUGGUCUUGCAAGAUAUUUCAUUGGAUGAUUGUACGGAAGUUAAGCCCGCAACAUUGACCAAUUUAUCGUAUAAGCCAGUCUUAGAAGCACUCAAAUCAGAAGAGAUUUUCCACAACUGGUUUGAAGCGAUUACAGAACAGAUUAUUCAAGACAUGGUAUUCUGUGGAAGGAGUAAAACAAUAGAUCUUUUGAGUAUAGAUCUAGUAUUGCUCAAUUAUCAAAAAGGUAACUACCAGGAGUCACUCAACGUUCUCCAGGAUUCCUACGAAUUUUUUAUCCUUAAUGGGUGGAACUUUAUGGGAGGCUUCUUGUUGGAAGUUUACUUGGAUUGCAUUGAAAAAUUGAACGGUUCUGACCACGAGCAUAUCACCAUGACCAAUUUAAGGCUUUUGUCUACAUUGAUAGACAAUUGCAAAUCUAGAUCCCAGAUUGGAAUAAACAAUUAUCGUAUGAUAAAAACUACAGAAAGCAUUUCCAAAUUAUACUCUAAUAUAUUGGCAAGUUCCCUCAAAUUAGACACCUUACUUGAUUACCCACUUGACAACUUGUUCAAGGUUUCUAUUAUCCCAUUUUUCCACGCUGACCAAAGUACUACUUUAGACAAGUAUUUUUUGGAGUUCGAAUUUACCAAUUUGUUCCAAAUUGAUUUCAACUUCAAGACAAUUGAGUUUCAAUUGGUGAACAAUGAUUUAGAUGAACUUUUUUUUGUUGGUGAAGAUGUUCAGAUAUUGAAACAGGUUAACCAAACUUUCCGGUUGGUGACGAAUACUUUCAAGCUAGGGUACUUUAAACCACUUCGCUUAACAGUCAAGGUGAAUGAGAAUUUAGAGUUUCUGAAAGAGUAUGACUGUGUUGACGAUCCUGCUUUGGAUGAAAAUACUACAGUGGUACAUCAGGCUGCAAAUUCAGCACAAGUAAUGGACAGUGCAUCAAUUCUACCUUCAACGAUUAAGUCCAAGCAGGACUACAUCUAUUUCUAUCAGGACUUAAGUAAAUUGUAUCUAGAAUUGUCGCCUUCAAGAACCAUCCAAUUAGGUACUAAUGAACUUACAUUAGCAAUUCAUAAUGGUGAAAAUGACAUUGAAAAUAUUUCUGUGCAACUAACUGCGGUCACAGAAGGGCUACAUCUCGAACUUGAAAAUUCAACCUUUCAAUUUGAUAGGGCUGACACAAACGAGAUCAAGGAGAUCUCAUUUCCAUACAGGUAUCAUAGCGAUAACAAGUUAUUAGAGCUUGAAGUGACUUUGCAGUAUAUUUCAAAUGGAGAAAAGUAUAGUUUCUGGCAAAGAAUCGAAGUUGACACCACAUUGACAAUUUCGGUAUCGGUUCAAGAUUUAUUUAAGAACAGCUUCAUAUACUCAAAAUUCCAAGUUGGGACAUCAAAUCCAAAAUUGCCCAUCAGAGUAAUGGACAAUAAAUUAUCUACUGCAAACUCACAUUACUCUAUAUCUCAUCCAUGCUGUGGCACACCUUCUCUUGUUGCAUUCGGUGAGCAGCCUGCCUCGUUCUUCUAUAAGAUCAUUCCGGAUAGUGGAUAUUCCAUGGUCUCUACUGACACAUUAGAAUUGAAGAUUGAAUACUCUAAUUUGAUUGAUGAGUGCUAUCAUUUUCUUAAACUUCAAAUUCUUCCAGAGUUAAAGGAGCUUGGACUCGAAAGAUAUUGGUUUAUAUUCCAGAAUUUGGUAGGAAAAAAAGUAAAGUUUGAUUUGAAUAAUUAUGGUAUCAAGCAAUUCAUUAAGAUAUUGAAUGGCGUGGAACUCGGUUUACUUUUGAAGUUAUUGUUCUUACGACAUGUUGAGAAGAAGGAAGAGCAGGAUAAAUUGGUUCAGUUGAUGGACUCGGUAUUAGCUGACAAAGUCUAUAUACAACCAGAGCCUUUUCCUAUUCCACGUAUAUUGCACAUAUCAGUACCAGUACCUAUUCUUCGCUAUUUACAGAUUCUUGAGUUUCACUACGACCGACAACCUCAGUAUAUUGUUGGCGAGCCUAUUCCGAUGAGAUUAAAAGUGGAAACAAUCCAGAAAUGGCAUGAGAGCGACUCUCUGCCCGACAACAUGAAUGGGGAUGUUUCUGUUCUCGCCGAAUCGUCUCCAGAAAGGGUCAAUGGUCAUGUUGAGGUUGAUGGUGGUGUCAAGGAGAAGUUCCUGAUGUUCAUACAAAAUGAUGACAACUGGUUGGUGUCUGGAUUCAAGAAGUACAACUUUGAUUCCGUUAAAGGUCAUCGCGAAAGUAAUGCCUUUGAAGUGGAUCUUGUACUUAUACCAUUGAAUGUGGGCAAGUUGAUACUUCCCAAAGUUAUCAUCAAGGUGGCUGGUUCAGAAAACGAGGAUGACUCUUCGAUGGAUAUUGAGUUCAAGAAUGGCUUGGAGUCGGUACUAGUUGUGCCGCAAUUGGAAAGCAUCACGUUCUCUUUUUAG
Molecule: messenger RNA, 3669 nt
Organism: Scheffersomyces stipitis CBS 6054
Lineage: Eukaryota; Fungi; Ascomycota; Pichiomycetes; Serinales; Debaryomycetaceae
Gene: TRS130
Product: transport protein particle complex II subunit
Exons: 1
Coding region: 232-3669 (1145 amino acids)
Biological process (GO): intra-Golgi vesicle-mediated transport; early endosome to Golgi transport
Cellular component (GO): TRAPPII protein complex
Source: RefSeq, a predicted model, not a curated record